AUGUCCUCCUCCUCGGAAAACCUACCAGCAAGUCCCGCUGCUAUCAACAGAACAGAAUCUCACUCAUCUUCUUCUUCAGAUCCAAUCUCUGAACCAACACCAUUACAAUUUGAACAUCUCACUCCAGUCCCAGACGCUUCUCCAGCAGGGUCCAUUCACAAAAAAAAUUACUUUGAUGAAAAACCAACAACAACAACAACAACAACAACACCACCAGCCAACUUCUCAUCUUCCGAUACUGACGAUGAAAAAAGAGAAGAUGAUGACGAUGACUACCACAGGUUCCGUGCAGGAACUCUUUCGCCAGCAUUAUCCCGUGCAAGCUACCGAUCAUCUCGCUCUGGGUACAGCAAACGAGACAUUUAUGGCGACACGCCGGACGAACAAAUUGCCCUGGAGCGAGCCAAAACAAUCGAACAAGUCGUGUCCCGUGUCACCACCCAUCGUCACAUUGACGACGUGGUUCCAGAAGAAACAGAAAACGGGCUCCCCGAUGAUGGUGAACAGUUUGUCGAUAUUGAUCCAGAGUUAGUCACCUGGGAAGGUGACGACGAUCCGGAAAACCCCCGUAAUUGGCCCAAAAAGAAAAAAUGGGUCACAACAAUUAUUGUCGCAGUAUACACCUUUAUUUCUCCCCUAGCAUCUUCCAUUAUUGCUCCAGCAGUCACAAACAUGUCUGAAAACUUACAUGUUACAAAAGAUAUUGAAAAAUCCCUUACCGUUUCCAUUUUUGUCCUUGCUUGGGCCAUCUGUCCAUUAUUUGUGGCCCCGCUUUCUGAAGUUUUUGGCCGCAGAGUUGUCCUUAACAUUGCCAUUGUUCUCAUGACUAUCUUUAACAUGGCAUGUGCUCUUUCUCAAAAUAUUGCUCAGUUGCUUGUUUUCCGAUUCUUGGCAGGUUGCGCAGGUGCCCCGCCUCUGUCGAUUGGUGCAGGCACCAUGGCAGAUCUUUUUAACGACAGAGAGCGCAAUACUGCAUUGGCUUUGUAUGCUGUAGGCCCAACAGUUGGCCCUGUUGUUGCACCCAUUAUUUCAGGCUUCAUUGCAGAAAAUACAACUUGGAGAUGGGUUCUAUGGGUGCUGACAAUCUUCAAUGGUGUCAUUGCCGUAUUGGGGUGUAUUUUUUAUCGUGAAACUUAUGCUCCAGUUUUGCUCCAAUGGAAAGCUGCUCGACUACGCAAAGAAACAGGUAAUGAGCACCUUCAUACAGUUUUCGAAAUCACCAAGGAACCCUUUCUCAAACAGCUUUACACUGCAGUAACCCGGCCUCUGCGCUUACUUAUGAUGCACCCCGUUGUCCAAGGUUUGGGUCUUUACAUGGCGUUUGUGUAUGGAUUUAUGUAUCUGAUGCUGGUCACUUUCCCCGCAUUAUGGACCGAAAAAUAUGGCUUUAGCCUCGGCAUUGCUGGCCUCAUGUACCUUUCUCUGGGCAUUGGCUUUUGUUUAGGGCUCUGGUUUUGGGCAUGGAUUAUCCAAUGGGCCUAUCUCAAGUUGACUGAGCGUAACGGCGGCGUGGCCAAGCCUGAGUACCGUAUCCCCAUGGCUCCCUUAAGUGGUGUAUGUCUAGGCAUUGGACUAUUGUGGUAUGGAUGGAGUGCUCAGGCCCAAAUUAUGUGGUUGAUGCCAUGCAUAGGAACUGGAAUUUUUGCCUUUGGCAUUGUUGCUGUGUUUCAGUGUAUUCAAAACUACCUGAUUGAUAUGAACCCGCGCUUCUCGGCUUCGUCCAUGGCAUCUGCCCAGGUUUUUAGAUCUUUCUUAGGCUUUGGUUUCCCGCUCUUUGGAAAAGCCAUGUAUGACAAGCUGGGCUAUGGCUGGGCCAAUACAAUUAGUGGACUUCUUUGUUUUGUCUUGGGCAUACCUUUCCCCAUUUUUGUCUACAUUUAUGGAGAACGUUUGCGUAACUGGGCAAACAAAAAGUUUACUUGA
Molecule: messenger RNA, 1923 nt
Organism: Magnusiomyces paraingens
Lineage: Eukaryota; Fungi; Ascomycota; Dipodascomycetes; Dipodascales; Dipodascaceae
Exons: 1
Coding region: 1-1923 (640 amino acids)
Biological process (GO): transmembrane transport
Cellular component (GO): membrane
Molecular function (GO): transmembrane transporter activity
Source: RefSeq, a predicted model, not a curated record